GCGGAUACGUGCGCGCGCGGCUCCAUUGACGAGCGACCGCGGGAAAGUUCUAAAAAAGUCAAAACAAAACAAAAAACCAGUACGAGGCAAAGUCAAAUUUUCAAGCCACAGAACCAGGCGGUGGCAGCCUUUCCGCCACUGCCCAAACUGCAGAAGCAGCUCUGGCGCGGACCAGCUGGGCAUUUGUCAUUUCUUGAGAAGCUGGGAGAGACCAGGAACCUAGAAGAGGGCCUGUACUACUAAAAGUGAGAGAAGUUAGCAGAACUUUUGGCAAUUUCACAGGAUUGGAGAGACAUACAUUGGAGUUCCAAAGAUUUGAUGUGUGUUCACUGUUUCCUUCAGUGUGUGAUAAACCACUGUGAAGGUACAUCACCUUUUCCCUUUUUCUGAGAUGGCUCAAGAUUCAGUAGGCCUUCCUUCUGAUUUUCAGUUUUGGAUGCGCAAGCUUUCUGUAUGGGAUCAGGCAUCCACUUUGGAAACCCAACAAGACACCUGUCUUCACCUGCCUCAGUUCCAGGAGUUCCUGAGGCAGUUGUAUGAAGCCUUGAAAGAGAUGGAUUCAAGUGCAAUUGAAAGAUUCCCCACAGUUGGUCAACUGUUGGCAAAAACUUGCUGGAAUCCUUUUAUCUUAGCAUAUGAUGAAAGCCAAAAAAUUCUAAUAUGGUGCUUGUGUUGUCUGUUUAAGAAAGAUCCACAGAAUUCUGGAGAAUCAAAGCUUAACUCCUGGACACGGGGGUUGUUAUCUCAUAUACUUUCCACCUUCAGAUUUAAUAUAAAAGAAGUUGAUCUUUUUACUCAAGUUCUUGGGUAUGCACCCACAGAUUACUAUCCUGGUUUACUUAAAAAUAUGGUUUUAUCAUUAGUGUCUGAACUCAGAGAGAAUCAUCUUAAUGGAUUUAACACUCAAAGGCGAAUGGCUCCUGAACGAGUAAGGUCCCUGUCACGAGUUUGUGUCCCACUUGUUACUCUGCCAGAUUUUGAACCAUUGGUAGAGGCUCUGCUCACCUACCAUGGACAUGAACCUCAGGAAGUGCUCUGGCCUGAGUUCUGUGAUGCUGUGAAUGAGGCUUUUUUGCUGAAGAAGAUUUCUCUCCCCGCGUCAGCUAUACUCUGCCUCUGGCUUCGGCACCUUCCCAGCCUUGAAAAUACAAUGCUGCAUCUUUUUGAAAAGCUUAUCUCCAGUGAGAGAAAUUUUCUGAGGAGGAUCGAAUGUUUUAUGAAAGACUCAUUGCUGCCUGCAGCUGCCUGCCACCCUGCCAUAUUCAGAGUUAUUGAUGAAAUGUUCAGGUACGCACUCCUGGAAACUGAUGGAGCCCUAGAAGUACUGGCCACUAUCCAAGUGUUUACACGAUGCUUUGUAGAAGCUCUGGAAAAAGAAAACAAGCAGCUGAAGUUUGCAUUCAAGACCUACUUUCCUUAUGCUUCUCCGUCUCUUGUCAUGGUGCUACUCCAACACCCGAAAGAUAUCCCACAGGGACUUUGGCACCAGGCACUGAAACAUAUCUCUGAAAUGCUCAAAGAAGUAGUUGAAGACCAAACUCAUGGGUCCUACGGAGGCCCCUUUGAGAGCUGGUUUUUGUUCGUUCACUUUGGAGGAUGGGCUGACAUGGCGGCUGAGCAGUUACUGACGUCGGAGGCUGAGGCUGAAGCUCCAGAGGCCCUGCUGUGGCUCCUGGCUUUCAGCUGCGGUCCAGGAGCUGGGCAUCAGCAGAGAGUACAGACCAUGGUGGAGGUGAAGGCCGUGCUCAGCCGCCUCAUGAAGCUGCUCAGGAGUCCCAUCCUCUCGGCCAGGGACCUGCAGGCGGCAGCUGGAGAGGGCGGGGAGGGAGCUCCCAGACCGCCUGCCUGUCAGCAGCUGAUCAGGCGCCUCCUCCUGAACUUCCUGCUCUGGGCUCCCGGAGGCCACGCGAUUGCCCGGGAAGUCAUCACGCUCAUGGCUCAGACUGAUGCAAUAAUGCACGAGAUUAUUGGCUUUCUGGACCAGACCUUGUACAGAUGGGACCAUCUUUGUGUGGAAGCCCCUAGGUCGAGAAAACUGGCCAGAGAGCUCCUCGCAGAGCUGCGUGGGCAAGCCUAGCCCAGGCAAGUUAACCAGGGAGGCUACGCGAUGAAGUGGUGGGGCCGCUUCUUAUGGCCUGUUUGUCGCAUGCAUUCCCUCCUUGAGUUGCAAGAAUGAGCCAUAAACGUCUUGGCAAGAUCUGGUAGCACAUAUUUUACAAAAUGAGAAGUCAGGUGCUUUAGCCUGAAUUCAGUGAGAUUUACUCACUAAUGACGGGGUUAUGCUUCAGCGUUCCCUGUGCCUGUUCAGCCCGGAUGUCGAUUAGAGAAUCACUCAAGAAAAGGCUUGGAUGGGAGAACAGAUUUUUAUUUCCUUCCCCGCCCCCCCCCCCCCCCAUCAAACCAAGAUGCACAACUAUUAUUUGGAUGUUUCAAACUCUUUGGACCAAGAAAUUGGUCAUGAACCACUGAUCAAUUUAGAAGGUAACUUAGCUGUUUUCCACAGAUCUCUUUUCUAAGAAGUCCUGUAAUUGUUACUGGUAUUUCGUCUUAUCCACCGGGAUACUCUCUUGCUCCCCUAAGACGUUCUUCAUCCAGGAUAGUCAGGAUCCCUCAAGUUUCCCUCCCGUGCCCCCUGAGCAGAGCCCACCCAAGCCCAGUAGCAAGCAGUGGUGACGGGGUAGCAACACUGCUUAGCAAUGAAAUAAAGCCAGCUUUGGGGCUUUUUGCUUUAUACUGGCUGAGCACUGGCUGUUACCAAAAGAGCUCAUGGUACCUCAAAGGUGGCUGACGGGAGGGUACAGGAUGUGUUCUAGAAACAUUGGAUGAGAUUAUGUGUCAGUUCUCUAUUCACUAAAACGGGAAUUGGAAACUUCUAAUAAAGAAUUGGGGGCUUCCCUGGUGGCACAGUGGUUAAGAAUCCGCCU
Aethalodelphis obliquidens (Pacific white-sided dolphin) is the source of this 2924-nucleotide messenger RNA. It is a transcript of the gene FANCC, whose product is annotated as FA complementation group C. Gene Ontology annotation, cellular component: Fanconi anaemia nuclear complex. Gene Ontology annotation, biological process: nucleotide-excision repair; interstrand cross-link repair; cellular response to oxidative stress. The coding region runs from base 392 to 2077 and encodes 561 amino acids. Lineage: Eukaryota; Metazoa; Chordata; Mammalia; Artiodactyla; Delphinidae. The transcript is spliced from 16 exons. The record is from RefSeq and is a predicted model, not a curated record.